AUGUCGUCAAGGAAUAUUGUCAUUCUUCCGCCUUCUUUAACGUCAUCUUUCCAAUUCAAGUCCGGUUCAUCUAAGAUAAUAUUUGCUGCUCGAGAGACUGAAAAAGAGCUUGAACUAAGGCUAAAAUGUUUGGAUCCGGACCCGAGGGUUCGUACGGAUGCUAUGAACGAGUUGGAAGCAAUGUGUGCAGAUGGAAGGAUGAUAUCGGUCGAGAGUUAUCCACUAAUAGCAGAGUUGAGCACAAAUUCAGCAAAAAGUGUCCGUUUAAGUGCACUACGAUUGGUUUUGAUACUCGCUGAACGUUACCCUGAAUAGUAGGUUUAUUUUUCUUUGUUUUUUGCUGUUUAGAUUGGGAAAGCAUAUGUAAUUUGACUAGAAAUACGAAUAUUUUGAUGGAAGAAAGGCUGUUAUAGUACAAUAUCUUCUUUUUAUCAUAACUUUUGUUCAAAGGUGGAUUGAGGCUUGGUGUUUUUUGAGAUCGUAGAUUGUUUAAUGUAAUAACUAACUCAACAACAUAAAUGAUGAAAGCGGCUAUAAUUUUACAGUGACAGCGAUCUUAAUUUACCAUACCUAACAUAUCAGCUAACAUAACAUACUUUUCAGCCAAGUUCGAAAUGAAAAAGGCUUCAAUAUCCGCCUGCAUGAUGAUGCUUUUGUCCAAGUAUGUCACGCUGUAAAUGACAUCGAAACUGACGUUCGUGCUGAAGCAGCACGACUUCUGGGCGAGUUUUCGUGUGUUUCCGACAGCUUCCUGGAUCAAACCCUAGACAAGAAGGUGAUGAAAACAAUGCAAUAUGCCUAUGACGACAAAAAUAAGAUGAACACGACAAAGUUUCGACCGUCAAGUGGUUGGUCGGUAGGGAAAAAGCUGGGUGAAGAUGUGCCAAUUGAGAUUGAUGGUGAGGAGAAGGAUGCCAUGAUACCUAUGGGAGCUUGUGGAGCUUUUGUGUCCGGAUUGGAGGAUGAAUUCAUGUGUAAGUUUAGAGGGAGUUAUUGGGAAUGUCAUAAAAUGGCAAGAACUUUGUUUACAGGCAGAAAAAUGGCAACAAAAUUUUUUAAAAAAACACAAAACGGCAAGAACUUUCUUUACAAAACAAAAGAUGGCAAGAACUUUCUUUAAAAAACAAAAAAGGGCAAGAACUUUGUUUACAAGCUAAAAAAGGGCAAAAAAUUUCAAAUUUGAUUUAAAAUUUGUAUUUCAAGUAACAUACAUAUGUUAUUGUAGGUGUUCGUCAAGCCGCGGUCUUCUCUCUGGGCCGUUUGGCCGCCAGUCGAUCGGAUUUCGCGCGCCAAUCAAUCGACCACUUGGCUGACAUGUUCAACGACGAAAUGCAACAAAUCCGCCUCGACGCCAUCAAAGCCAUGACACCGCUGAUCGUGCACGGCACGUUGGACAAGGAACAAUUGAACACGAUUCUGAGUGUGCUGUCCGAUGCCAUUCCUGACAACCGACUGGCGUUGCAUUCGCUUCUGGGCAUGGCGAAUUUCGCCGAGUUUUCCUGUGUUUUGCAAGUAUUGAAGGCGCUGCAGGACUCGAUGAGAAGGUACCCGAGGGAUCGAAAUAGCAUUUUUAGGUAAGAAAGUUGGGAUUUUUGAAAAAUUUUAUUGAAAUUUAAAAAUUUUUGAAAUUUUGAAAUUUUUUAAAAUCAAAAUUUUUGUUUGAAAUUCAAAAUUUUUUCAAAUUUUAGAUGUUUGAGUCAAAUUGGACGCCGACAUGCCAUUUUGGUACAACCGUUGGUGCCAGAUCUACUAAACUUACAUCCGAUAUUCGAUGCUCACGAACAGGAUGUCAACGAUGACUUUUGUAGGUUGAUAAUAAAAAAAAUUGGAAGAAACUUUGUUUACAAAAUGAAAAAUGGCAAGAACUUUCUUUAAAGAGCAUAAAAUGGAAAUAAACUUUCUUUACAAUGCGUAAAAUGGCAAGAACUUUCCUUACCAAACGAAAAAUGGCAGGAACUUUCUUUACAAGGCUUAAAAUGGCAAGAACUUUCUUUACAGAGCAUAAAACGGCAAAAACUUUCUUUACAAGACAAUAAAUAUUAGUUUUUUUAAAAUUUAGUCCUACUAAUCCUCAACCUUCAGACUUAUGCAACCUAAUAUUAACUUUGAACGCGGCCCACAUCCAGCCGCAGAUAUGCUCCAUAAUACCCGAAUAUAUAAUCAAGCACUAUCGUUACCUAAGGCACUCGAAUCUGGACUUGAUUCCACAAAUCGCAACGUUCGAACGGAAACGCGACACAAAAGCCAUUUUUGACACAAGUACGACGAAAAAACGCGCAUGUCAGGAUAGUAUCAUCAAACAUCUCCACAUGAUAUACUGUAGAAUGUUCGAAGCCUGCGCCCACCCCCUUUUCGAAGACAAAAUGCAACUUCUGAAGCUGAUUUUGAGGUAAAUUACGGUUAAAAAUGGCAGAGUUUUGGGAGUGUUUCACGGUGCAAGGAAUUAAUUGGCUUGCACUGUGCAACGAUUUAUUUUACUUUUGCACCGUGCAACGAAGUUUGUUUUUUUUACUACAUUAUUUGAGCCGUAUUUUAGGCAACAAAUGUUGUCUUAUCUUUUUGGCUGGCAUUGUAAAAGAAUAUUGAAAUGAUUUUUAAUGAAUUUGCUUUGAAAUUAAAGGCAGAGUAAAAUUUUUUUAAAUAACUGCACUGUGCAAACAAAUUAAUUUCUUGCACCGGGCAGACCAAUUGAAUUUUUUUGCUAUUUUUAAUAUUUUUGGCAAUUUUAGAAAUACUAAAUCUUUUUUUUAAAGAAUAUUUUUGUUAAUAUUAUAUAUACUUUUGUUGACAGGUAUAUGAAUUUAUUUUUUUCGUAUUUGAGAGACCUAAAAAGUGACCGACAACACUUCCGAAGACUUUUCCUGCCCACUACAGUUUUUGAAAAUCGUUGGCGAUUUGAUUUUAAAUUACAAUCUGUGUGCACGAAGGCAGUACGAUGAGGAAAGGGUUAUGGAUGUUAUUGAAGAGGUCGGUUUUUAAACUUUAAAAAUUUUAAGAAAAUUUUGGGUUGAAAUUUAAAUAUUUUGAAAAAUUUUUGGGGUCAAUAUUUGUUUUUUUUUAAAUUUUGUAAGUAAUUUUCUCAAAAGAAAAUCAAUAUUGGCAUUUAGUUCUACAAUUAAUUUUUCAAAAAAAUCAAUAUUGACACUUACUUUUUCAAUCAGUUUUUAAAGAAGAUCAAUAUUGACAUUUCGCUUUCAAUCAAUCUUUCAGAAAAAAUCAAUAUUGACACUUCGUCUUUGAACGACUUUUCAAAAAAUCAAUAUUUGCAUUUUGUGCCUCAAUAAAAUUCAAAAAUCGAUAUUGAAAUUUCGUUUUUCAGAGCCUAGCCCUAAUUUCCCAGCUAAAAGUACUAUUUUUGGGCGUGGACAAACGAAUCAAAGCGUUUCUAACUGAAAUGGAAUUCCAAUUACGAUUGCUUCACAUGUUCCGAAGGGUCGGACUGAAUCAGAACGAUGAUUGGUCAGGGAUCAAUGAGUUGAUCGUGAACAUGAUUAACAAUGUUCAGACGUAAGGGAUUUUAAUAAUGAGGAACGAAUAUUGUUUACUGCAAGAACUUUCAUUACAAAACAAAAAAUGGCAAGAACUUUCUUUACAAAACAAAAAAUGUCAUUUAUCGUAUAAAUUGUCAUCCGCAGGCUGCGACAGGCAAAAGUCGCUGAAAUUGCAUUCAACUGGUAAGAACUUUCUUUACAAAACAAAAAAUAACAAGAACUUUGUUUACAAAACAAAAAAUGGCAAGAACUUUGUUUACAAAACAAAAAAUGGCAAGAACUUACUUUACAAAACAAAAAAUGGCAAAAACUUACUUUACAAAAAAAAUGGCAAAGACUUUCUUUACAAGCUAUAAAAUGGGAAGAACUUUUUUUACAAAACACAAAAUGGCAAGAACUUUCUUUACAAAACAUAAAAUGGCAAAAACUUUCUUUACAGAGCUUAAAAUAGCAAAAACUUUAUUUAAAAAAUGAAAAAUGGCAAGAACUUUCUUUAAAAAACUCAAAAUGACAGAAACUUUCUUUACAAAACUAAAAAUGGCAAGAACUUUGUUUACAGCUCAUUUUCCUCCACACUAUACCUAUAUUACCUUACUUUUUCAGCCAAGUAACCGAGCUAGAAGUGGAUCCAUCACAACAAAACCAAUCCAUAUGUUCAUGGCUACACGAACUUGCUCAAACUCAUCACGACACUGCACGAUCGACGUCGAAAUCGCUGAAGAAGAUGGCUCUAAUGCCAUUGUUAUCAGCCUCGACGUCGAAGGCGUUGGACGAAAUCUCCAAAAAUCUAGUUGGACUACCCAAAAUGAGCUUCGACCUCGGCCGGCUGAAGCGAAAAUCAUGCACGAAUCUGGAGUUUUGGCACGCUGGCACAUGGCUGAACAGUGAAAGUGGCACGUUGAGAUUCGUGGCCGGAAUACCAGCUGGACUGGAUGUCUACUCGACGGUCUUCAAUAUUGAUGAUGAGGAUAAGAAGAACUUUAGGGUUGAGGUAAGGAGAUUUGGUGGGCAUGGAAAAGGGUAGGAUAGGGUAGGGUAGGGUAGGGUAGAGUAGAGCAGGGUAGGGUAGGGUAGGGUAGGGUAGGGUAGGGUAGGGUAGGAUAGGGUAGAGUAGGCAGGGUAGGGUAGGGUAGAGUAGAGUAGGGUAGGGUAGGGUAGAGUAGGGUAGGGUAGGGUAGGGUAGGGUAGGGUAGGGUAGGGUAGGGUAGGGUAGGGUAGGGUAGGGUAGGGUAGGGUAGGGUAGGGUAGAGUAGGGUAGGGUAGGGUAAGGUAGAGUAGAGCAGGGUAGGCAGGGUAGGGUAGAGUAGGGUAGGCAGGGUAGGGUAGGGUACACUAGUCUAAUAAUGGAAUAAUAUUGGUAGGAUACUGUAUUUUCUUUCUUUAACCAAUUUUCCCAUUUCCAGGUCAGAUACCCGGACAAACGUCGAUAUUAUCAUAAGCCAAAGCCAUCCGACUUCAUCGAAGUAGCGGACAGAGAAUUCCGUUUCCAAAGCACGGUCUUCAUAAUAUCCGACGAGGCGUGGGCCGUCCAGUCCGACAUUCGGCUAGCAUGUGGAAUAUUAUUGGAUUCGGAAAUGACCGGCUUCGCUUCGGAUUCAGAAGACCACAAGGCCUUCGUACCACUCAUGAACUACAAACAAUCGUCGAAGGAGCAGUACGCCGAGCUGCGGAUCUUCCCCAUGACAAGAUGUUGA
Messenger RNA from Bursaphelenchus okinawaensis, 5185 nucleotides. NCBI's taxonomy places the organism in Eukaryota, Metazoa, Nematoda, Chromadorea, Rhabditida, Aphelenchoididae. The record is from the annotation of a GenBank genome assembly.